This is a messenger RNA of Pelobates cultripes (western spadefoot toad), 701 nucleotides long. Lineage: Eukaryota; Metazoa; Chordata; Amphibia; Anura; Pelobatidae. The record is from the annotation of a GenBank genome assembly.
AUGGCUCCGAAAAAAGAGAGAGCCCAAAAUAUGGAGAAAAAGAAGGCAACAAUUGGUUCAUUUUAUUCUCCCAAAGCUGCAGGCAUAGAACUAGAGAGGCAACGAAAGUCUCUGCCUCUAGAAAAUGCCCAACUUCCAGCACAUCAGUUAUCAAAUAUAUCAGAGGACGACUUACCACACCUGUCAAAAACCCCACAGGGAUUGACGCAACAACUUUUAACCCAAUUGCUGGAUAAUUUACAUAAAAAGAUCCAAACGGAUAUUGAAAACAACUCUAAAGAUAUCAGAUUGGAAAUUGCCACUCUCUCUGAGAAACUCUCAAAUCAAGCAAACAUAUUACAAAAAGUACAAGAGGAAUAUGAACAAAUUAAAACAUCUAAUAUACAGUUAGAGAAGAGACUGCAGGAUAUUGAGAUCAAGCUGACUGAUCUUGAGGAUCGUUCAAGGAGAAACAACGUAAGAGUCAGAGGCAUACCGGAAUCAAUUUUACAAGAAGAUUUAUAUUUGUAUUUGAAUAACUUCUUUUCAAAAAUAUUAUCCAGACAGACGCUGGGCCCUGAGACAUUUGAAAGAUUUCAUAGACUGGCAAGAUCAAAUGGAACUGACAAGUCCUAUCCAAGAGAUGUUAUGAUUUGUUUCGCUAGUUUUUGGAUGAAGAACCAAAUAAUGCAGAAGAUAAGGAACGGGAUCCUGGACACUGA